GCCAACGCCCAAACGGAUAGCUGGCAGACAGGGGAGAAGAAUACGCUCUACCUGUUAUUUUCUCUAUUUCCAUUAAACCGGUAUUCUAGGAAAACAAUAUAUUCUGUCCUUUUGUAUUAAGACGUUAUUUUGUGUGCUGGCCUUUAUUAUAUCAAUCGCCCAAACCGAUAAUGGAUGAAUCAUCUAACCUUGAAUUGAACUCAGACUGGGAAAAUCCUGAAAGUAAACAUUAUUUAGUGGUAGUCAUCGACGUCGUGCUUAUAUUCAUCAUCAUCGCAUCCAUUGCCGGGAAUUUAUUAGUAUGUAUAUCUGUUGGUUUGGAUGCUACAUUACGCACACCAAGUAAUGUGUUCAUAGCAUCAUUGGCAGUAGCUGAUCUGUUGUUAGCCGUUCUUGUCAUGCCCUUCUCGCUGUCUACUAACAUCGUCCAUCGGAACAUCUUCAGUCCUAUAUUCUGCAAGACCUGGAUAUCAUUUGAUGUCACGUUUUGUUCGACAUCUGUGAUCCAUCUCUGUGUGAUUAGUCUUGACCGUUACUUCCAUAUCAAGGAACCAUUUAAAUACAAACGAUGGAUGACAAACAAACUUGCUCUGGUGAUAAGUAUCAUAGUAUGGAUGUUCAAGGCUCUGUGCGCAUUCGUGCCGAUAUUUUUAGGUAAAUUCAAAGCAGAACGAUCGUCAGAUGACACUCUGAACGCUACAAUAUUAAAUGAUGACGAGGAAGAGAAUCUUACGGGAUGGCAUCUAUCAGGAUUUAUCUUCUGCGAACAUGCUUUCAACGAGACAUAUUCAACCAUUAUUGUAUUUGUCGAUUUUUUAAUCCCGAGUUCAAUUCUUAUUUUCGUUUACGCGCGAAUAUUUCAUCUCAUUCAAACGCGCUCUAAAAACUUACGUCAGGGUCGUCUAGCACAAGGCAAAUCGAAUGAUGAGAACAACGCAAGGUCACUAACAGACUUCCGGGUCAACAGUCAGCAUCAAUCUCACCACAAAGCUGCUCUCAUGCUUGGUACAAUCAUUGGCCUUUUUUUGAUUUGCUGGACGCCAUUUUUCCUCAGACUUCUUGUAUGCUCCUUUCAGCAGUGUGUCUCUUUCUCCUCGAAGACAGAUGAAAUAUUAACAUGGCUAGGAUAUCUCAACUCAUGUAUGAACCCGAUUGUGUAUUCUAUUUCUAAUCCUGAGUUCCGCCAAUCGUUUAAGAAUAAUAUUCAUCACAAACCAAUGUCAUGGAUGAUAUCUAGGACACGCAGGUUAUCAUUACAAUACAGACGUAAUGCACGUACUGUUGAGUCAACUUGUUAGAUAGCUUUGUAUCAUAAGCUCGGACUAGACAUGUAAAAUAGAUCGUCAACUUGUAUUGGUCAAUAUCACCUUCAAACCAGCUUAUGUUUGUUUCUAAGAGUCUUAAGAAAAAUAUGUAUCGUAAUAUUUUGAUUUUGGUAAUAGAAAAUUGAAAGAUUGCGGCUGUGUGAUAUUAGGACUAAUCUGAUGUAAUGGCCUGUCAUGAUUUGUUCACGAACAACGAUCUACUGUUUUAAUAGUUCCACCAUCAUUACCUAUACCAUAAAUCACGCUGCGUAAGAUUACUGAAACACAAAAAUAAAUGUUGCUCGGUUUCCCAAAUGUGAAAUCAUCAUUUAAAGAGUUCAGCUGGAAUUCGGAAACUUUUUUUUCUCUCUCUCCUUCUUUUCUUAUUUUGGCCCUCUCAUUUCCCUCCAUGUCCCCCCUGCGUACGCGCCUUGAAGAUUAGUUCAAAUUAUGAGAGAUGUGGAGUGAAAUAGUACAGGUGCAUGA
Molecule: messenger RNA, 1790 nt
Organism: Strongylocentrotus purpuratus (purple sea urchin)
Lineage: Eukaryota; Metazoa; Echinodermata; Echinoidea; Camarodonta; Strongylocentrotidae
Product: dopamine receptor 1-like
Exons: 1
Coding region: 171-1298 (375 amino acids)
Biological process (GO): adenylate cyclase-activating adrenergic receptor signaling pathway
Cellular component (GO): membrane
Molecular function (GO): G protein-coupled receptor activity
Source: RefSeq, a predicted model, not a curated record